Aspergillus wentii DTO 134E9 is the source of this 892-nucleotide messenger RNA. RefSeq lists its product as uncharacterized. NCBI's taxonomy places the organism in Eukaryota, Fungi, Ascomycota, Eurotiomycetes, Eurotiales, Aspergillaceae. The record is from RefSeq and is a predicted model, not a curated record. The transcript has 3 exons. The coding region runs from base 268 to 579 and encodes 103 amino acids.
CCGAUAUGGUGGAUCAACCCAUCCCAUCUCCACAGCCAAUCGAUCUUAAUAACAGCUGUUCUCGGAUCUGCGAGGUGAAAUGGCAGAUUGACAUCAUCCUGCCAGUUCCUUUUAGUAGCUUCUGAUAUUUAUUUACCUUCUGCAGCUAUUCUAGAUAUAAAUAGUAAAGACCCCUCUUUCUCUCUCUACUUUCUGUCGAUUUCCCAUCAAUCAUCCUCCCAUUCUAUCAUUCUAUCUUGGGCCAACUCAACUCGCGUAUUAUUCAUCAUGGACGUCUCUCUCCUCAAAACCUACCAGGCUGAUUACGAUGCUGUUAGGAACGCAACCUCUGUUGUUGAUCUCAGUAUUGAGACGCUAGCUGGUGCUGGUGUCCGACAUGCAGUCAAAAAGUGGUUGAAUAUGGUUGAGAGUGGCAACAAACCCCCCAGUGCUGAUUUGGCCAAGGAGCUUUUGGACCAGUUCGCCAUGGUUCAAUUGGAGAGCAUGACGGUGACCAAGGAUGGGUUUAUUGACACUGCUGCCACUCGGGAGGCGAUUAAGAACAAGCUGGAUGGAUAUCUUGCGGUGGAAUAUAAGUGAUGGAUCGAUCGUGAUUAGUUGCGAUAUUGUAUGAAUUCAUGAUGGCCGUCCUUGUAGAUAGGGACUAGAAACCCACCAGUUGCCGCAUUCGUCCAAGAGAGUAUCUCUAAUAUCAGAAUAACUAUAAUUUAAACAAUAGAGAUAGAAUAGAAAUAACGAUAAUAAUAAUAAAUCAUAAACUGAUACUGAUAAUACGAGUGACGUGGAAUGCUACUGUAAUCCCUGCCAUUCCAGCCCCGCACAAAUCGGGCAUUCAAAAUUCGUCGAUCGCAGAAAUCGAAACCCAACUUUGCCUCUGUCAACUCCCCGUCUG